Molecule: messenger RNA, 1218 nt
Organism: Penicillium taxi
Lineage: Eukaryota; Fungi; Ascomycota; Eurotiomycetes; Eurotiales; Aspergillaceae
Product: C2H2-type zinc finger protein
Exons: 2
Coding region: 1-1218 (405 amino acids)
Biological process (GO): regulation of transcription by RNA polymerase II
Cellular component (GO): nucleus
Molecular function (GO): DNA-binding transcription factor activity, RNA polymerase II-specific; RNA polymerase II cis-regulatory region sequence-specific DNA binding
Source: RefSeq, a predicted model, not a curated record
AUGGAAGUCCGUGUAUCACCCGGUUCCCCUUUGUCGUCCAUCGCCUCCGCUGAUGAUUCAGAUCAUGAAUCCAUCAAGGCAGAAAGCCGUGCCCAGUCACCCUCAGCCUCAAACAUGCCCCCUUCCAAGCGCCGCCGAACCGGUGUAGCAUCUUGGGACCGCCAUACACCCCUAUCCUCAGCCCAAGAUGAUGUUAAUCCCCCUCCCUCACCCACAGCCUCUAUCUCUUCCGAUAGCUCCGGCGACAUACCGAACUCUCCCAGUCUACUAGGAUUGCUGGGAAAUAAUCAAGACGACGACUACAGCGGCCAAGGUGGUGACCAAGUCACUAUCUGCCGCUGGGAUGGAUGCACAACUGGAGAUCUUGGCAACAUGGAUGGCUUGGUGCAGCAUCUCCACAACGAACACAUCGGGAGCCGACAGAAGCGGUAUUCGUGCGAGUGGACUGAUUGCGCCCGAAAGGGUCAAACGCAUGCCAGCGCCUAUGCACUGCGUGCUCAUAUGCGGAGUCACACGCGUGAGAAGCCGUUCUAUUGCACUUUGCCAGAAUGCGACCGCAACUUCACCCGCUCCGAUGCUCUGACUAAACACAUGCGCUCUGUUCACGAAAUUGACUCCUUGCGCCAAACAGACUCCAAGUCCAACGCUGGCGGAGCCCCAAGCGUCGUCAGCACACCCAUUUCAAAGGGUCCACGCAUCCGCCUCAAGCUCUCACAACCCAAAGAACCCGGCUCAGAGCAUGAGCACCAUGAAGCCACCAUCAUAUCUACCCCGACCGUCACUAUCAAUGCGACAGACGAGGACGACCUAGUAAUGCCAGAGCUAGGACCCGAGCUUGGCUUCGAUCCAUACGAGCUCGGCAUGCAAGUUCGUGACUUGUACAAACUUCUACGAAAACAGAUCUCCUGGGCAGAGAAGGAAACGGUUCAAUUGCGCGCAGACUGGGAAGCACUCAGUCCAAAGCGCGAGCGCGCCUGGCGUGACAAGGACGCUAUCUUUGACAAUGUCAUUGAGGGCGAGCUACGACUCUUCAACAUCCUUGCCCCAGCCUGUGGCUCUUCAGCCGAAGCCCCGAGCUCUUCUGCGUCUGACAUGGAUAUGUCCAGCUUGGAAAAGCUGCAACGGCAUCAAAUGGAGUUUCAGCGCCAGCGGGAGCAGAGACAAACCACAAGAGAGAUACCCGAGGCUGAGACUGAGAAUAGUCUUGCUGUGCCUUAG